CGGGACUACGGUUCCCGGCCUGCCCUGCCCUGCUCUGUCCUGCCCGGCCCGGCCUUGCUGGGGCUUCCUGCAGCGGCCGAGCCAUGGCAGAGAUCCGCGUCUUCCCCCUCUCCUGCGCCGUGCAGACCUACUCCUGGGGGAAGGUGGGGCUGGAGAGUGAGGUGGCCAAGCUGCUGGCCAGCAGUGACUCACUGGUCCAGAUCCAGCCUGACCAGCCCUAUGCAGAGCUCUGGAUGGGCGCACAUCCCCGGGGCGAUGCCAUCAUCCGGGAUAACCGCAUCCCCCAAAAGACCCUGGGCCAGUGGAUCGCUGAUAACCCUGCCUGCCUGGGGGCAAAGGUGAAGGACGCCUUCCAGGGUCACCUGCCCUUCCUCUUCAAGGUGCUGUCGGUCAACACCGCCCUCUCCAUCCAGGCGCACCCCAACAAGGAGCUGGCGGCGAAGCUGCACACUCAGUUCCCUGAGCACUACCCUGAUGCCAACCACAAGCCCGAAAUGGCCAUUGCUCUCACCCCCUUCGAGGGCUUGUGUGGUUUUCGGCCAGUGGAGGAGAUCGUCUCCUUCCUCCAGAACGUCCCUGAGCUGCGGGCGCUGAUCGGGGAGGUGGCGGCGGAGCAGCUGGAGCGCAGCAGGAGUGACGACCCCCGCGGCGUCUCGGCCGCCCUCCGCGUCUGCUUCACCCGCCUGAUGAAGAGCGAGAAGAAGUUCUUUGUCGACCAGUUGAACAAGCUAGUGAAGAGGAUCUCCCAGGAAGCGGCAGAAGGGAAGGACACUUCAGGGAGCAACGGAGACCUGCUCCUGCGGCUACACUCCCAGUACCCGGGGGACAUUGGCUGCUUCACUAUUUAUUUCCUCAACCUGGUGAGGCUGGAGCCAGGGGAGGCCAUGUUUCUGGGAGCCAAUGAGCCCCAUGCCUACCUGCAUGGAGACUGUGUGGAGUGCAUGGCGUGCUCAGAUAACACGGUGCGUGCUGGGCUCACCCCCAAAUUCAUUGAUGUCCUCACCUUGUGUGAGAUGCUCAACUACACGCCAGCGCCCAGCAGCUCCAAGAUCUUCCCGGCAACACAGAGCCAGCUCGACCCUAGUGUUUACCUCUAUGACCCACCCGUGCCAGACUUUGCUAUCAUGAGGAUAGAGAUCCCCUCCUCCAUCAAGCUGUACCUUGUCUCUGCCAUGGACUCUGCCAGCAUCUUGCUGGUGAUCCAAGGGAUGGCGGUGGGCACCUCCACAGCUGCAGCCUCUGAAAUGACUCUGCGCCGUGGCUCUGUGGUCUUCAUCUCUGCCAACGAGAGCAUCUCCCUCCACCUCUCCUCACCAGAUGGGAUGCUGCUCUUCCGAGCCUGCUGCCUCCUCUGAAAAGCACCUGGGAUGCUUCCCCCCCAUCACUCUAUGUUUGAGUAGAUAGAAAGUGUCCUGGGCAAAGUCAAUUCACUUGGAAGUUUUCCUUCCAUCUAUUAACCCCUCAAACCAGCUGGCACCCAAUAUAUAGAAAGUAAUUCCACAAGUCCUCUCCUUGGAUGUGGUGCAGAGCAGGCAGAGGCAGAGCUUCUCCCUCAGCAGCCAUGUUCCUGUAGCAUCAUCCCCUCUGGGUCCUGUCAGUGCCCUAUAGCAACUCCUUUUGUUUUGUUUUUUCUCCCCUCUUCUCAAUGAAAAGCAUCAGGGAGGCCUGAUGUCUACACCCCAGGUCUUGAGCUUCCCUACCCAGCUUCUAGGAGCAGCUGCUCCCUCGUGCAAAUGUGAUGCUGAGGUUUUCUGCUGCUCGCAGGUGCCUGGCAGGCUCUUCCCAAGCCUGGCCAAUAGCAGGCAGUCUUCUGAGCUGUGUCACCCCUUCCCUGGCUGUAAAAGGGGGCUGCCUGGCCGGGGGGGAAAUGGAGCUGGAGACCCUCUGGUGCUGUGAAUAAAGUGGUGACUUUG
Messenger RNA from Colius striatus (speckled mousebird), 1913 nucleotides. RefSeq names its product mannose phosphate isomerase (gene MPI). Gene Ontology annotation, biological process: GDP-mannose biosynthetic process; carbohydrate metabolic process. Lineage: Eukaryota; Metazoa; Chordata; Aves; Coliiformes; Coliidae. The coding region runs from base 84 to 1355 and encodes 423 amino acids. Gene Ontology annotation, cellular component: cytosol. Gene Ontology annotation, molecular function: zinc ion binding; mannose-6-phosphate isomerase activity. The transcript has 8 exons. The record is from RefSeq and is a predicted model, not a curated record.